Messenger RNA from Clarias gariepinus (North African catfish), 5190 nucleotides. RefSeq names its product ATPase plasma membrane Ca2+ transporting 2 (gene atp2b2). NCBI's taxonomy places the organism in Eukaryota, Metazoa, Chordata, Actinopteri, Siluriformes, Clariidae. The transcript is spliced from 22 exons. Gene Ontology annotation, biological process: calcium ion transmembrane transport; regulation of cytosolic calcium ion concentration. Gene Ontology annotation, molecular function: PDZ domain binding; ATP hydrolysis activity; P-type calcium transporter activity. The coding region runs from base 370 to 4128 and encodes 1252 amino acids. Gene Ontology annotation, cellular component: postsynaptic density membrane; intracellular membrane-bounded organelle. The record is from RefSeq and is a predicted model, not a curated record.
UGGAGAGGAUCACCAUGUAGACAGGAGCCGAGUGGAGACGGGCUGAAAUGGGAAACGCUGUGUGGAGCGACGCCGCUCUGCAGCCGCGCUGAUCCUCAGGAACUCAGCCCGCUUUUCCUCUCCUCUGCCGCGCACACUGGACUGGAUUCCCCCCCUUACGUUUUUACGAUUUUAUUUCCUCCAUCUCUUUUCCAUACUCUUCAUUUUUUGUUGCUUUUUUUGUCCGAGUGCGUUCAGAUAAUCUUCAUCCCAAGAGGCUUGUGCGCCGCGGUGCCAGUCUCUCGGUGUCUUAAAAAGAGAAAAACAACAACAACAAAAAAACGAUUUAACUCAUCUUCAGAUCAAGCUAUUGAGCAACACUCCAACACCAUGGGGGACAUGAGGAACAGCGAUUUUUACUCCAAGAACCAAAGAAAUGAUGCAGGCGGCUUCGGAUGCUCGCUUAUGGAGCUGCGCUCGCUCAUGGAGCUCCGAGGCACAGAGGCAGUCGUCAAAAUUCAGGAGGAUUAUGGAGACAUCACGGGACUGUGCCAGAGGCUGAAAACCUCACAGACAGAAGGUUUGACAGGAGAUCCAACUGACCUAGAAAAGAGGAGAGAAGUCUACGGUCGAAACCUUAUACCUCCAAAGAAGCCAAAAACUUUCUUACAGUUAGUAUGGGAAGCGCUACAAGAUGUGACCCUCAUCAUCCUUGAAAUCGCAGCCAUGAUCAGCUUGGGGCUCUCGUUUUAUCAGCCGCCUGGAGGAGGCAGCGAGUCAUGUGGCGCCGCAAACGCUGGAGCAGAAGAUGAAGGAGAAGCCGAGGCAGGGUGGAUUGAAGGAGCUGCCAUUUUGCUCUCGGUGGUGUGUGUGGUGCUUGUCACUGCAUUCAAUGACUGGAGUAAAGAGAAGCAGUUUCGUGGCUUGCAGAGCCGUAUUGAGCAAGAGCAAAAGUUUCAGGUGGUGCGAGGAAGUCAAGUCAUCCAGCUUCCUGUGGCAGACCUUGUGGUGGGAGAUAUUGCACAAAUCAAGUAUGGUGAUCUACUUCCAACGGAUGGAAUCUUGAUACAAGGCAACGAUCUUAAAAUUGAUGAGAGCUCUCUUACGGGAGAAUCAGAUCAUGUGCGGAAAUGUGCAGACAAAGAUCCCAUGCUUCUUUCUGGUACCCAUGUGAUGGAGGGCUCAGGCCGGAUGGUGGUCACAGCUGUUGGUGUGAACUCUCAGAGUGGAAUCAUCUUUACCCUACUUGGAGCUGGUGGAGAAGAGGAAGAGAAGAAAGAAAAGAAAGGUCAGUCAAUGGAAGAUGGCCGACAGCUAGCAGACUGCUCCCAUCCCUCCUCCCACCCCAUCGCAACAAUAGCCACCGAUGGUGCUGCAGGUGCAAAUGCCCCUGGUAAUGCCACCCUAGUCAAUGGUAAAAUGCAGGAUGGAAAUAUGGAGAACAACCAGACCAAAGUUAAGAAGCAGGAUGGAGCAGCAGCGAUGGAGAUGCAGCCACUGAAAAGUGCAGAGGGCGGAGAAGCCGAUGACAAGGAGAAAAAAAAAUCCAACGUGUCAAAAAAAGAGAAGUCUGUGCUACAGGGAAAGCUGACAAAACUGGCUGUGCAGAUUGGCAAAGCAGGUUUGGUGAUGUCUGCCAUCACAGUCAUCAUCCUGGUGCUCUACUUUGCCAUUGAUAACUUUGUGCUCCAGAAGAGGCCCUGGCUCACUGAAUGCACUCCGAUUUACAUUCAGUAUUUUGUAAAAUUCUUUAUUAUUGGCGUCACGGUGCUGGUUGUUGCUGUCCCUGAAGGUCUGCCACUGGCUGUUACUAUCUCCUUGGCCUAUUCUGUCAAGAAAAUGAUGAAGGAUAAUAACUUGGUACGCCAUCUGGAUGCCUGCGAGACCAUGGGCAAUGCUACUGCUAUCUGCUCGGAUAAAACAGGAACCUUGACCACUAACAGGAUGACAGCGGUGCAGCUCUAUGUUGGCGAUGUUCAUUAUAAAACCAUCCCAGACCCAAGUUUAGUCCCACCAAAAACUCUUGAUGUUUUGGUCAAUGCCAUAUCUCUCAACAGUGCUUAUACUACCAAGAUUCUGCCUCCAGAUAAGGAAGGAGGUCUGCCCAAGCAGGUGGGCAACAAGACCGAGUGUGGCCUGUUAGGACUUGUGCUCGAGCUGAAGCGGGAUUACCAGACCAUUCGGAACCAAAUCCCUGAAGAGAAGCUAUAUAAAGUCUACACGUUCAACUCAGUCAGAAAGUCCAUGAGUACUGUCAUUAAACUUCCAGAUGGAAACUUUAGAAUGUACAGCAAAGGAGCAUCUGAGAUUAUCCUUAAAAAGUGCAGUCGGAUUCUGAACGAGGCGGGUGAGCCGCGGGUUUUCCGACCUCGAGAUAGAGACGAGAUGGUAAAGAAAGUGAUUGAACCCAUGGCUUGUGAUGGUCUAAGGACCAUCUGUGUGGGUUAUAGAGACUUUUCUGGUGAUCCUGAGCCAAGCUGGGAGGAUGAAAACAUCAUCCUAACUGACCUGACUGCGAUUUGUGUGGUUGGAAUUGAGGAUCCUGUUCGACCAGAGGUGCCAGAAGCUAUUCGUAAAUGUCAGCGUGCUGGCAUCACAGUGCGAAUGGUCACUGGUGACAACAUUAACACCGCCAGAGCCAUUGCCAUUAAAUGUGGCAUCAUCCACCCUGGAGAGGACUUCCUGUGCAUCGAAGGGAAAGAAUUCAACAGGAGGAUUCGCAAUGAAAAGGGAGAGGUUGAACAAGAGCGCAUUGAUAAGGUUUGGCCCAAGCUGCGAGUGUUAGCCCGCUCCUCUCCAACAGACAAGCACACGCUCGUUAAAGGUAUAAUUGACAGCACGCUGGUGGAGCAGAGGCAGGUCGUGGCUGUCACAGGCGAUGGUACCAACGAUGGACCUGCUCUGAAAAAAGCGGAUGUUGGCUUUGCCAUGGGAAUUGCAGGCACAGAUGUGGCCAAGGAGGCCUCAGACAUCAUACUGACGGACGACAACUUCUCCAGUAUCGUGAAAGCAGUGAUGUGGGGACGCAAUGUCUAUGAUAGCAUCUCCAAGUUCCUGCAGUUCCAGCUUACCGUUAAUGUGGUGGCUGUGAUUGUGGCAUUUACUGGAGCUUGUAUUACACAGGAUUCUCCAUUGAAAGCUGUACAGAUGUUGUGGGUGAACCUCAUCAUGGACACUUUUGCAUCCCUGGCUCUGGCCACAGAACCACCGACUGAAUCGCUGCUCAUGAGGAAACCAUACGGGCGCAACAAGCCACUUAUCUCCAGCACCAUGACCAAGAACAUCCUGGGCCACGGCAUUUACCAGCUUAUCAUCAUUUUCAGUCUGCUGUUCGUUGGCGAGCAGGUCUUUGACAUCGACAGUGGCAGGAACGCACCUCUGCACUCACCUCCAUCUGAACAUUACACCAUCAUCUUCAACACCUUUGUAAUGAUGCAGCUCUUCAAUGAAAUCAACGCCCGCAAGAUUCACGGCGAAAGGAAUGUGUUUGAUGGCAUUUUCAGAAACCCCAUCUUCUGCUCUAUUGUUCUGGGCACCUUCGCAAUUCAGAUCGUUAUUGUGCAGUUUGGAGGAAAACCCUUCAGUUGCUCUCCUCUGGAUGUGGAAAAGUGGAUGUGGUGUGUGUUUUUCGGACUCGGGGAGCUGGUCUGGGGACAGGUGAUAUCGACCAUCCCGAACAGUAAGCUUAGGUUCCUGAAAGGAGCUGGUCAGCUCACUCAGAAGGACGACGUCCCGGAGGAGGAAUUGAAUGAGGAUCAGGAGGAAAUUGAUCAUGCUGAGAGGGAGUUACGACGAGGACAAAUCCUCUGGUUCCGCGGUCUAAGCAGAAUCCAGACUCAGAUCCGUGUGGUGAACGCGUUCCGUAGCUCGCUCUAUGAAGGCCUGGAAAAACCAGAAUCUCGAACCUCCAUCCACAACUUCAUGACCCAUCCUGAGUUUAGAAUAGAGGACUCGACACCCCACAUCCCCCUCAUAGACGACACUGACAUAGAUGACGAGGCGGCCAGGAAGAAUUCAAGCCAGCCAUCAUCCCCCAACAAGAAUAACAAUGCCAUCGACAGCGGCAUAAACCUCACCACCGACACAAGUAAAUCCGCUGCCUCGUCCAGUCCCGGGAGCCCCCUUCAUAGUCUGGAGACUUCACUCUAGCCCUGAUCGCCUGGGAAAAUCUAAUAAAAUCCUCAAACAGGACGAUACACGAUAAAGAGCCAACGCGCACAAAUGUGCGGCUGACUGAACGUGUGGUCCGAAGCGUGUUAUAUUUUUCCUUCUAUUUCUCCGCUGAUGCUUUUAGGAGAUUGAGAUUUUAAUUGGAACGUUUUCUGGAUCGACUUGAAAAACAGAAACUGACCACUCCCUUUUUUUCCUGAAAUGCAAUGGACCACAGUGAGAAUUAUUUAAAUCGAAUUCAGCUACUCUAACUACUUCUCCUGCAUGAAUGUACAUUACCCUGAGUUUUUAUUUUGGGGAAAAAGAAAAAAAAAACAAAAAAAAAAACUAUUUGAAUUAAAUUCUUGGAUAUGAUUUGGUGGGAAGUGCCGUGGGCUGCAACUUUUAAGACUCUGAUUCAAUGAUCUCUGAGUAUCGUGUGUGGCAUGUACCUUACUGUAUAGAUUUAUUUGGUUAAUGAAUAAAUUGUGUAUCGAGGUUGCAGGGCUCGACUUGCACAAGUAGAUUUUGCACCUGUUGGAAAAAGAAGAACCUAUGGAACAUAGCAUUUCGUAAAAAUACUAUAUAUAAUAUACAUAAAUAUAUAAAUAUAUACAGAGUUUAUCUUUGUUGGCAUGUUGCCUUGUUUCUGCUUCAAUGACUCUAACUACUUUAACUUAUUUAUGUCCUAAAGAGAAUGUAAUUUGUUUACAAAAAAACAUAGAUGCGUCCUUUUUUAAUUUUUUUUUUUUUUAAACAUUAGGGUUUAAACCAUAUGGCAGACAUUAGUUGGAAAAGCUCAAGCUGUCAGUUACACUCUAGGUGUUUUAUUACAAAACAUGUGCUGGACUUGCCUGCUAUUUUGUCAUAUAAUGUAGAUAUUUUUAGACGAUUAUAAAACAAACCAAAAUAUAGUGGGAUCAUAUAAUUAACAUGGCAUCUUAGUAUUAUACAUUGUCGGGAUGAACUCUGAACAGUUCCCUCAUUCUUAAACUCGCCCUCAACUUGGACUUUAAGAUGAAGGUUUAAUUUCUAUACGCUUGUUUUAAUUCUUUAAAAAAA